Molecule: messenger RNA, 1308 nt
Organism: Erinaceus europaeus (western European hedgehog)
Lineage: Eukaryota; Metazoa; Chordata; Mammalia; Eulipotyphla; Erinaceidae
Product: butyrophilin subfamily 3 member A1-like
Exons: 8
Coding region: 1-1308 (435 amino acids)
Biological process (GO): T cell receptor signaling pathway; regulation of cytokine production
Cellular component (GO): external side of plasma membrane
Molecular function (GO): signaling receptor binding
Source: RefSeq, a predicted model, not a curated record
AUGGAAGUGAAGGUACAAGAAGCCUGCCAAAAUGGAUACUUUGGGCAAUUUCGUGUGUUAGGCCCAGGAGCACCAGUCAUUGCCCCAGUCGGGAAAGAAGCUGUGCUGUCCUGUCACCUCAGCCCAGAGACAGAUGCUGAGGGCAUGGAGGUGACCUGGUUCCGAAUGGAUCCUCCAGCUCUGGUGCAUCGUUAUGUUGCUUCCCAGGAUCAUCUGGAAGAUCAGAGCCCAGAGUACCUAGGGAGGACAGAGUUCCUGAAGGAGAACACCACCACAGGGCAGGUGGCCCUGAGGAUCCAUCCUAUCCUCCCUUCAGAUGACGGAGAGUACAGGUGUAACUUCGCAAGCUCCAAAUUAAAAAAUGAAACAGAAUUCAAGGUGUUGGUCACAGCCUCAGGCACAGCUCCUCAGAUUCACAUUGAGCCUGGCAGCACUGGGGAGGUGAAGCUGACCUGCACAUCCAGGGGCUGGUACCCAGAGCCUGAGGUGCAAUGGAGGGACCUGCAAGGUCGACGUUUGACACCAGCCUCUGAGACCAAGAGAGCAGCAGGAGAUGGCCUGUUUCAUGUGCAAACAUCUGUCACUGUAGACACCAGGUCAAGAGAUGUGUCCUGUGCCAUAAGGAACCCAGUCCUCAGUGAGGAGAAGGAAGCACACGUUUCUAUGGCAGGUUCACUCUUAAAAGAACAUGGUUCUUUAGUGGAAAAGAAUGCUGCACUUACUUUGCAACUUGUACUGAAAUAUGCUCGAAGAUUUACAGAAGACAUAACACUGGAUGAGAAGACUGCUCACCCUCUCCUCCAAGUAUCACAGGACAGAAAAUAUGUGAGGUCUGUUGAGGAAAAACAAGAUGUACCUGACAAUCCUGAAGAUGCUGAUAAUCCUCAGCAGUUUGACACUCACAGGGCUGUUCUGGGGAGGAACAGCUUCUCUGCUGGCAACCAUUACUGGGAAGUGGAUGUAGCAAGGAAGGACAGGUGGGAAAUAGGACUGUGUACGGACUCAGUUACCCGGAAAGGAGACAUCUCUGUUUGUCUUGAAAGUGGGUUUUGGGUACUUUCCCUGGAGAAUGGUGAGUACAAAGCACUCUCCACUCCUCCUUCCAUUCUCAGUAUCCCAGAAGCCCCCUUGGUAGUGGGUAUUUUUCUGCAGUAUGAGAAAGGACUGAUCUCUUUCUUCAAUGUGACAGAUUGUAGUCUUCUUUAUACUUUCAAAAGCAUCUUCACUGAAUCCUUAAAACCAUAUUUCUACCCUGGACCUCUUACUUGGGGAAACAUGAGGGACCUACACCUCCCUAGCUGUCAGUGA